AUGCAGUGGCGCACGGGCAGGCAUGUUGCUGUGCCGCAGGAAGGAUGCACCACUGCGCAGGCGUACUGUGCGGUGGUAGAGUCGGUGGUAAAGGUUCCUCAUGACCCAAAAGUCUCGGCGCUGCUUGCGGCACUCCCACAAGCAUGCUCGCUCGAUGAAGCGUCGACUGAAAUGCGCGUAGCGCUCGUGAGCGUGUGUAAGACGCUGCGUCACGCACAGUUUCGCGACACUAGGUCAUGGGAGUGUAUACUGGCUACGCUGAAUGCGUGUCCCGCAGCUGCGCUAUUGUGCCAUGCGACGAUUAUGGACGCGGUGCACGACCCAGCGGCGCCGCUCGAGCAUGUCCUUGCAGGCUUGGUGUUUGUGCUACACGCAUGUGCGCCGUCGCAGUUGUGGGAGACAGGAGAAGGGAGGUGGCUGCCUAUCCUUGUACUGAACAGCAUUCUCGACCACAAAUACUUGGAUGUCAUGCCGCCCGAGCUCGUCUUUGCCGUGCUGGCGUUGUUUAUGCGGUCGCUCUAUACCCACGCACCCGCGCUGUACGACCAGAGCUUGAAAUUGAUCAUGCAUGCAUUGAUGGAGCAGCGGCAGCAUAUGUGCGAGACUGCAAGCGUGCGCGAGCGGUACGGCACGAUGGGCACGCUUCUGCUCGAGGAGCGGAUUGUUGCGGUGCUGCAUCUUGCGUGGGAAGAUGGACAAUCGCCGGGUUUGUAUCUGCGCGGCGACCCUGCUAUUACUACCGUACUCGAGCUCUACACGCCGCAGAUUCUGCAGGCAGCCGAAAAAACGCCGAGACUUGCGCGCACGCUUGGGCUUGCCAUGGCACACGACGCAACAAAAGUCGUCAACACAUGGCUGUACCUCGCAGAGUCGAAGCGCGAGAUGGAGCGCCUGCGCAAAAAAUAUGCGCAGAAAGAUCCCAUGGACGACGGUGCCGACGAGCACCUGUACCGCGAGGCGCUGCAGACCUACGGCGCCGCGAUGCAGCCGCCCACCUUUGCUACAGAAGUGUGGCGGCACAUUGCGCUUGGCUUUGGCACCUAUACUGUCUCGGCGCCCCUUGCAGCGUACUUUAUCGCAGCCGCUGCACUCUGUGCCCCGGUAUACCCCGCACCGCUGAACGAGCACGAAAAGCCGAAGCGCCUCACAUCCGCACCCUCGCCUGCGUACGACACAUUUGCACUGCUCGUCACGCAAGUCGUGGUCCAGGAGCGGCACGCAAUGAUGACCAUUCUUGAGCUGUACGUCCAUGCGGUAGAUACGGCGUCCAUGUCGAUGAAAACGGUGCUUGCGCGGUGCCUGGACCCACUGCCCACACUCCUCGCUUCUGCCAGCACCGAGAUGGCCGAAGCCACCUGGCGUCUGUUGCGCACGGUAGAAGACGACUCCCUUUCGCAUUUUGAUCUGCUCCAGGCGUGCCUGCUUCGCAAUGGCAAGUGCGGCGCACAAGGACUGCUCCAAUUCCUCGAGACCUACCAAUACAUUGCAGCGGCGCUGCCAAGUGCCGUGCACGGCGCCCAAGGUACCAUACAGUUUCUCGACGAGCUCUUGCACGUUUUGUGCGAUCAAAACUUUGGCUUGCUCCACCCUUUCAUUGGAUGGGAUGUUGACCAUGUUGUUCUGCUUGCGCUAUGGGAAGCGAUUGCCAAUUGCAUUGCGCUUAUCUUUGAAAAGGUGCCUGGCUGGUCGCGGUACGUAAGCCGCGAAGCGCUUCUCCCGUGGCUCUCCAAGGUGCCUGCGCUAGUGUCGUACAUGCUCAAAAGCACUCGAAUCAUGCACGAGGCUGUGCCUGCGAGUGCAACAAAGUGCACCGAGGCGCUUGCUGUGCCGCUGGACAGUGCCAUUCUGUGGCUGCGACUGAACAACGAAGAGUUGCUGAACGAAGUGCUCGACUAUAUUCGGCGCGUCGUGCAGCGUUUUCGCCGUGAGGGCUUGGCACUUCCGCAGCACGUCAUCCAGCACGCCGUCGACUUUCUUACCCAGCAGCUGGACAUUGCGAGCGAUAGCAAGCGCAAGACGCUGCUGAGCACACCACAGCUCGAACUCAUCUUGGAAGAGUUUCUUGCCUUGCCCCGGACGCACCGUGCGCCGCCCCAGCCGAAAAAAGAAGGACCGCUGCGGCAGCAAACGCUGUCGUUUGGGCAGAGUGUACCUGUUAUUGAUCUCACCACCAACGCAUCGCCCAAGCCGCGACCAAACCUCUUUCACGCCGCGCAACAGCUUGCCACGGGGAAUAGAAACAGGGUCGGGAGGUCGGAAAAGCCCGCCGCUGCAGGUGCACUGUCCAAGUUUCGCAACGAGUUCCAAGCCACACGCAAUAUCGCUCGCAAACCACACGCACCAUCGCGUACGCUGGACCCUGAAGAGCCGCGCGGCCCGCUUGCAACGACAGGCGCUGCAGGCAUUCCAGUGCUGCCGCCCGUGCCUGUGAAAAAGUUGGCGGUGGAGAGCGAGUCGGAGUCGUCGAGUAGCGAAGAAGAAGCCAAAGGGCUCGACGCGCUUGCCUCGCCACGGAAGCAAGCGCCACCAAAGAUUGUGCAGCCGCUGCGGCGCUCGGUCGUGCUGCUGGAAGAUGCAGCGCUGCAAAACACGAUGCGCAAGGCGAACGAUGCGCAACGCCAGCGGCGGCUGCGCGAGCCAGCCGAUUAUAGCGAGCUGUACAAAUGCAUUCUCAGCUGGGACGUCGGCGAAACGUCAACGUUCCCUCCGCCGUUUCACGGCGAUCUCCUCAACACGGCUUGCAAGCCCGUUUCUGCUACAUUUUCAAACGUCCAGGACUACAUGCGCGUGUACGGCGCAUUGUUCCUGCUUGAGUGCUGGGCGCAGUUUCAGCAAGCGGUGGAAGUGCUGCACGAGGCGGAAUCGAUUCCCGUGGCACUCCAGCGCACAGGUUCGGUGGACACGUUUACGGAUCUGGACUGCGACGCGGCCAAAGCGCCGAAACACUGCACAUUUAGCGAUACGGAUAUUGUGUGCUUGACAUGUACGCCAAAAGACCAAAAAACGAUUCGUGUGCUCGGCAAGGUCCGGCUUGUGCAAAAGCGCAUUCAUCUCAGCGUGCGCCUGCAUCUGACCACGCCGGCGCAGCGCAGCGCGCUUGCCUAUUUGCAGCAGCCGGGGUGGCAUAUGUCCAAGUUUCUGAGCAUAACUACGCUGUGCCGCGAGUAUGCCGCACUGUGCAGUGUCCCUGACUUGACGCUUGCCCAUGACAUUCUCAAAGCACACACUGCAACGCGCGCAAGCGUCAAGCAAGCGGACAUCGAUGCAGCCGUGCGCAAGUUUGGCAUAAACGUGCCGCAGGCCGAGGCCAUUCUUGGAUCUAUGCGCACCCCUGGCUUUUCGCUCAUUCAAGGCCCGCCUGGCACCGGAAAGACCAAGACGAUCAGCGCGCUCGUUGCCACGUUUCUUUCGCGCCGGCGGCGUGCCGAGGACGGCAGUGGGCAGCGCUCGAAGCUGUUGCUAUGUGCUCCGAGCAACGCGGCGAUUGACGAGAUGGUCGCGCGUAUCAAAGACGGCGUGUACGUUGACGGCAAUCUUAUUCAGCCGCGCUUGGUACGUCUUGGGCGCGAAGAUGCAGUGAACCCUGCCGUGCGUGAUACAACGCUUUCAGUAGUCACAGAACGUCGCAUGCAUGUGGGCGCAGGUGUGGCAAAGCGCGAAGAAAAGGCGCGCAAGCGACUGCGCCAGGUGGAGGAGGAGCUGCAGCGCAAGUACGAGGAGCAAUCGCGCACGAACGACAAAGGCGCUGCACGCAAGCUGCAGCUAACUCUCAACGAGCUGCGGGACCAGCGUAUGGAAGUGAAGGAGGAACUGGAAAGCGUGCGCCGCUCGAUGGAGUCGACCGAAGACAUGUCUGCAUUGCGACAUCACGAAGUGCGCGCACAAGUUCUGCAUGAAUCUGAGAUUGUAUGCGCAACACUCGCAGGCGCAGGCCAUAGCUUGCUCUAUCCGCACACGUUCGAGACGGUCGUGAUCGAUGAAGCCGUACAGGCAGUGGAGCUGAGCGCAUUGAUCCCUUUGCGCUACCAGUGCAACCAGUGCAUCAUGGUGGGCGACCCAAAGCAGCUGCCGCCCACCGUCAUCUCGCGACAGGCAGAAACACUGGGCUACACGCAGUCACUCUUUGUGCGCAUGUAUACCCAGCGCCCCGACAACCUCUAUCUGCUCAACAUCCAGUACCGCAUGCAUCCGGCCAUUAGUGUAUUCCCUUCUACGGCCUUUUACGACAACCGCCUGGUCGACGGCGAGGGCAUGGAAAAGCAUGCCGCACGCCCGUGGCACAAUGUAGCGCUAUUUGCCCCGUUCCGGUUCCUGGACAUUGGUGGUGCGCCGGAAGAAAAGGCGCGCGGACACUCGCUGCAAAAUCGAGCCGAGGCCGAUGCAGCCAUACGGCUGUACGAAGCGCUGGAACGUCACGUCCAGGAGCCCAUUGCAGGCAAGGUGGGGUUUGUGAGCAUGUACAAAGGCCAAGUCCAGCUGUUGCGCAGCAUGUUUGUGGCGCGUUUUGGGCGCGAGCACGCAGAGUUUGCCGAGUUCAGCAGUGUGGACGGAUUCCAGGGGCAGGAAAAAGACAUUAUUAUUUUGAGCUGCGUGCGCAGCAACGCCAAAGGCGUGAUUGGGUUUUUGGGUGAUUACCGCCGCUUGAAUGUGGCGCUUACGCGUGCGCGAAGCAAUAUGUUUGUGAUUGGAAAUGCACAAAUGCUCCACGACGCGGAUCCGGUGUGGAAGAAACUUGUGGGCGAGGCAGUCUCGCGCCGUUUGCUGCUCUCUGUGUGUCGCGAGCUGUUUGCGAAUCCGAUGCGUGCAUUGCCGAGCGCUGUGCAGCCGCCGGACAGCAGCCCACAGAAGAGAAGCAUCCAGGGCGUGGAUGCAUGGCCAAAGCGGCGAGUGCUGGAGCAUGACACGCAGCGCAGAGUAUCUAAACCGCGAACUGCCGGGCGCGUGCCGCCCAAAGCCAUGGCGAGUGCAGCGCCGGCAGCGAACGUACCGGCGCAAGCGCCGCUGACAGCACAUGCAGUACCGCAAAAGCCGCCGACAAAAGUACCGGCACUGCCCGUGAAGCCUGCCCCUGUCCCGAAACAUGUCCACACGCCUGCACAAGUGGCCCCGACUCGCAGCGAAGCGCCCCCCAACGCUGGGAAAUGGGCAGCGAUUGUGGCACGCGCCAAGGAGAAAAACAUUGGCCCACAGCGAAAAUCAAGCACCACGCCGAUUCGACCUGGUGAAUCCCAAACAAAAGCGGAUGGGCCCAGCUGGCUACGACCGAUGCGCCCAGGGCAUACUCGUAAACCGCGCUGA
Molecule: messenger RNA, 5298 nt
Organism: Malassezia vespertilionis
Lineage: Eukaryota; Fungi; Basidiomycota; Malasseziomycetes; Malasseziales; Malasseziaceae
Exons: 1
Coding region: 1-5298 (1765 amino acids)
Biological process (GO): termination of RNA polymerase II transcription
Cellular component (GO): nuclear body
Molecular function (GO): transcription termination site sequence-specific DNA binding; helicase activity
Source: RefSeq, a predicted model, not a curated record